AUGCUCGCCCGUGCCGCCUUCCGCGCCGCCUCGGCCCCCACCCUCGUCGCCCGCCGUGGCUUCCAGUCGACCCGCGCCCGCCUCUCCAGCCCCUACCACUACCCCGAGGGCCCCCGCAGCAACCUGCCCUUCGACCCGCUGAAGAAGGGCUUUGCCUUCAAGUACUGGGGCUUCAUGGCUACCGGCUUCUCCCUGCCCUUCCUCCUGGCUGUCUGGCAGACAAAGAAGAACAAGCCGUAA
Molecule: messenger RNA, 240 nt
Organism: Ascochyta rabiei
Lineage: Eukaryota; Fungi; Ascomycota; Dothideomycetes; Pleosporales; Didymellaceae
Exons: 3
Coding region: 1-240 (79 amino acids)
Biological process (GO): mitochondrial electron transport, cytochrome c to oxygen
Source: RefSeq, a predicted model, not a curated record